GCCCAUCCCCUCUGAACUGGAAAUACUCACUUCUGUUCCCUUCUUCAAAAACUGCCCAGCGGCAGACGAGCGCGGGGAGGCAGGGCUCCCCGCACUUCUUACUCUCGAAAACCACAGAUUGCACCGCAACAGCUCUCUGUCAGCGAGAGGCGGCUCUUGUGCCACUACAGCUUUAGGAAGGCCAUCAGUGGAAUUGGUCAGGUUGAAAUUCCAGACCCUCUGUGUGGAGAAAAGGGAACCCUCCUACACUGUCAGCGGGAAUGUAAAGUGUUGAUCGAAGGGAACCAGUGCAUUCCUGCCAUGGUUUCCAGUCAUCUGAGCCCAUGGACAAAACCAGCAACUAUUGGAUCCUUCAGCCCACAUGUGACAGAGUUUCCAAGAAAACGAAAAGGGAGUGAUUCAGACCCAUCCCAAAUGGAAGAUGAUGAACAACAAGUAAAAAUGAAGUCCUUCAGAGAAGCUCACAGCCAAACCGAAAAGCGGAGGAGAGAUAAAAUGAACCACCUGAUUGAAAAACUGUCCGCGAUGAUCCCUCAGUGCAAUCCCAUGGCACGGAAACUGGACAAACUGACAGUUUUAAGAAUGGCUGUUGAACACUUGAGAUCUUUAAAAGGUAUGACACGUUCUUAUGCAGGAAGUAAUUACAGACCUUCAUUCAUUCAGGAUAAUGAGCUCAGACACUUAAUUCUUAAGACUGCAGAAGGCUUCCUAUUUGUGGUUGGAUGUGAAAGAGGAAAAAUUCUCUUCAUUUCUAAAUCAGUCUCCAAAAUACUUAAUUAUGAUCAGGCUAGUUUGACUGGACAAAGCUUAUUUGACUUCUUACAUCCAAAAGAUGUUGCCGAAGUAAAGGAACAACUUUCUUACUCUGAUGUUUCACCAAGAGAGAAGCUGAUAGAUGCCGAAACUGGUUUGCAAGCUCACAGUAAUUUCCACACCGGAAGGAGUUGUGUGUAUUCUGGCUCAAGACGAUCCUUCUUCUGUCGAAUCAAGAGUUGUAAAAUCUCUGUUAAAGAAGAGCACGAAUGCUUACUCAACUCAAAGAAGAAAGUAUGCGGGCCUCUCACUGUUGUGGCCUCUCCCGUUGCGGAGCACAGGCUCCGGAUGCGCAGGCUCAGCGGCCAUGGCUCACAGGCCCAGCCACUUCACGAUCAUAGAAAAUUCUGUACUAUCCACUGCACUGGUUACUUGAGAAACUGGCCUCCAAAUAUUGUUGGAAUGGAAGAAGAAACGGACAAUAAGAAAGACAGUAGUAAUUUUACCUGCCUUGUUGCCAUUGGAAGAUUACAUCCAUAUAUUGUCCCACUGAACAGUGGAGAGAUUAAAGUGAAACCAACUGAAUUUAUUACCCGUUUUGCAGUGAAUGGACAAUUUGUCUAUGUUGAUCAAAGGGCAACAGCAAUUUUAGGAUAUCUGCCUCAGGAACUUUUGGGAACUUCUUGUUAUGAAUAUUUUCAUCAAGAUGACCAUAGUAAUUUGAAUGACAAGCACAAAGCAGUUCUACAGAGUAAAGAGAAAAUAUUUACAGAUUCCUACAAAUUCAGAGCAAAAGAUGGCUCUUUCGUAACUUUAAGAAGCCAGUGGUUUAGUUUCACAAAUCCUUGGACCAAAGAACUGGAAUAUAUUGUGUCUGUCAACACUUUAGUUUUGGGACAUAGUGAUACUGGAGAAACAUCAUUGCUUCCUUGCAACUCUCAAUCAUCAGAAGGAUCCUCUAGACAGUCUUGCAUUAGUGGGUCUGGAAUGUCUACGGGAACAGUACUUGGUGCUGGUAGUAUUGGAACAGAUAUUGCAAGUGAACUUCUGGACUUACAAAGGUUACAGUCUUCUUCAUCCCUUGAUGAUCCAAGUCCAACAGAUUUAUUGAAAGAUACUCACACUAUAAACUGCAGGAAUAUGUCAAGUAAGGAGCUGACUACACUAAGUCCUUCUGAAACAGGGGAGCUACAGGCUACAAAGCAAAACCAAAGUGCUGUUGCUCCCCAUAGGCAUGAACCACUCCUUGGAGAAGGAGCCCAGCUGGAUUUUGAUGCCCUCUGUGACAAUGACGACGCAGCCAUGGCUGCCUUCAUGAAUGACUUAGAAGCGGAGGGGGGGCUGGGAGACCCUGGGGACUUCAGUGACAUCCACUGGGCACUCUAGCAUUUGAUUUUUAACUCAACAUGAGAAACGUUUUGAAGCAUUUUGCUUACAAAAAAACUAUAUAUUCUUCUGUACUGUACUGAUACUGUUUUUAUCUUUUAUUCCUAUUAAUGGUUGACCAGUUUUUAUAGAUUUGCUCCUGACUUUCACAGGGGUACAGGGAAAUGUGAUGUUUCCCUUCAAAUUCUCAAAAUUUUCUAUAGACCGCUUUACUCACUGACAUAGCUUAAAACCCACUCGUUGCUAUAUUUUUGCUAAAGUCUUUCUAACCAAGAAUACCACAUGUAUCUUGUUUGGGUUUUGUUUUUAUUUUUUGAUGCAGUUGUUUUGAGUUUGGGGAAUUUAAUGUGUUGACAUCUUCCUUGUGCCUGAGAUUCAUUUAUAAUUGAUUUAUAAUAGAAGAUUUGGGUAAUUUGGAACAUUUCCAUUCCUUGUGUAUUUCCUUAAUUGAGGAUAGGGCUUAUCCACUUUAAGAAAACGAUGAGUACUUGAACAUUUAAAGGGACAGUGCAAUUUGUAGUGGUAAUCACCGUGAAUACUGUGUUCAGUCUUUGUAGACUUGAGCAAGCACAGAGCCACGAUAGUUAUGCCCAGUUGAGCACUUUGAGAUGGAUUUUAAGUGAGAUGAUUUCUUAUUUAAAACUCAGAAAAGAAAAAGGAAAAAAGUGCUGAGAGAGUUUCAGCUUUGCUUACAGAAAAGGAAAGCUCUUGGGCCCUACAGCUUGGUGGUGGUUAACCUUUGCCUAUAAGAUUUAGUCUUAAUAUAACCACUCAAGAUUCUUAUUACAGAUAGAACAGGGUUUUGAUGCUGAAAAGGUUUUUUAGCAACCUUUAGGAUUAGUCUUAGAGGAAGAAACAGGCCCAGGCAGAGCCAACGCCUUGUGUAACGUCACAGUUAAGUUCAUAUGUCUUUUAAUGUUUAAUGUAUAUAAACCAGUUUCUUUAUACACAUUUGAGAAAGCAGUAGUCUCACUGGUUACAUGAUUAGUUAACUGACCUAGGAACAGUUGUUGGCUUUUUAAAUUAUUAGGCCAUUACAGUUACUAUUGCCUGUUACCAAAGGUAAUUAUAUAACUGUGUUUUUAAAACCAUGAGGCAACGAGAAAGAAUUUAAAAACCAAUUUUCUAGCUAUAAUUAAAAAUCCAGAGCAUUUUUUAAACCAGUAAUUAAUUCAGAGGUAGCUCAAAUUGAGGGCAAGAAUUAAGGAUAUUUAAAAUACUGUAGGUAGGGACUUCCCUGGCAGUCCAAUGGUUAGGACUCCACGCUUCCACUGCAGGGGACAUGGGUUUGAUCCCUGGUUGGGGAACUAAGAUCCUGCAAGCAGUGCAGCGUGGCCAAAAAAAAAAAAAAAAAAAAAAAACAAAAAAAAACAAAAAUAAAAUACUGUAUGUAUAGCUACCUUUUUGAAGAUCAUACUUCCAUAAUACCUAUGGUUUUAAUAGCUCUUUCUAGUUUACCACGUGUGUUCCCAUAUAUUCUGUUUUGUGCCCCACAAGGGAAAGUAAUGAUAGUCUGGGAAACUAAUGGGGAAACUCUGAGGCUCAGAUAUGGGGAUCAAAUCCAGUUUUCCUUUUCUAUGUCGUGCUGUGCAUCUCUAGCAGAUUUCCCUCAGAGCCCCACGAAAACAAAGCAUUCUUUUGACCUCGCGUAUUUCCGUAGGCUGUAAGUAAUAGAUUAGAACUUUCAGACAUGUUAAUGGCAAACAUAGCAACAGGCAACAACCAAAAUCAAAUGUUCCUUCACGUUUGACAUUUGCAGUGGCUGUGUGGGCAAGGAUGUAUUGGCCUAUUGUCUUGAGCCGAUGCAAUGUUCCAGUAAUGUCAGAGGGUCAGCACCAUUCCUGGUUCUGGCAUUUGAGGACUUGGGAGACAUCUAGGUUUAGAAUAAGCCAAAAAAACCCUCACAAGAUGGGGGAUAUAUUGGUUUGUAGUGGCCUAAGCAUGACAGUUAAGUCUGAAGAAGCGUGAAGGAUCACACCUGUUCUCUAAGCCAGAGAGGCCUGCCUACAAAUGUAACAUUUUAGGGAUCUGGACCAUUUCAGGUCGGGCUAGACCUCCAGAGUCAGCCUCAGCUAGUGGUAGCAGGAUAGGUCAUUGUGGCUGCAUGACCUCCAAAGCAGGUGGGGCAAAACUUCAUGAUGCAGGGAUCUGAGAGGCAGACUUUCUAGAGGCUGGCCAUUGCUGCUUGCACAGUAACAAUCCUCUCUCUUUGCAAGAGGAGAGGUUAUCCCAUAGACUUAUGGGUGGAAAGCCAAUUGAAGGCUUUGAUCCUUUAGUAGCCUACUCUGAUAUUUAUCUUUUGCCUUGGACCCAGGAUCCAAUCCAUGCAUUGUAUGAUACUGUAGCUCUAAGUUCAAUGCUUUCUUCAAAAUGCAUUCUAUUUAUAUUUGAUUGCUACUGGGAGUGACAUAGUUUUAUGCUUUAUACUAUAUUACUUUUUUCUCCUACCAAUUAACUUCUUACGUUUUGGUGAAAAAUACCUAUAGCUUUAAUGAAAACAUCCUAAAAAUAAUAAUACUCUUUUUUUUUUUUUUUUUUUUUUUGCGGUACGCGGACCUCUCACUGUUGUGGCCUCUCCCGUUGCGGAGCACAGGCUCCGGACGCACAGGCUCAGCGGCCAUGGCUCACGGGCCCAGCCGCUCCGUGGCAUGUGAGAUCUUCCCGGACUGGGGCACGAACCCGUGUCCCCUGCAUCGGCAGGUGGACUCUCAACCACUGCGCCACCAGGAAAGCCCUGUUUUUUUUUUAAAUUCUAAGAAUUACCUACAGUGAUGUAGUGGAGUGAGAAGCAUGCCUGGAAUCAGGAGAGCCCGCUCAACCUAAAUUUAUCUGUGUGACCUCAAGCAAGUAAUUUAAACUCUCUGUACCUCAGUUUCCCUAUUUGUAAAAAGAGGUUUGAUCUCUCCAUUUACUUCCAGUUCUAAUUCUGUGAUUCUGACCCGCAGGACUCGAGCAUUAGCCCGUUGCUAGACAUAUGCUAGCCACUGGCCACAUAUGGCUACUGAGUACUUGAAACAUGGCUAAUACAUAUUGAGAUGUGCUAUGAAUGUAAAGUGCAUACCAGAUUUCAAAGUCUUAGUAUGAAAAAAGGGAAUAUAAAAUAUCACAUUAACAGUUUUAUAUUGAUUACAGUUCAAAUAAUAUUUUGGAUAUAUCAAAUUAAACAUUAAAGUUAAUUUUAUUUUCUUACCGUCCUAAUGUGGCUACUAGAACGUUUUAAAUUACACAUGUGGCACACGUUAUAUUUCCAUUCUAUGGCCCUGCUCUAGAACAUUUUAUUAAGUGGAUAUUAUUUAAGCAGACCAAAGGUUAUAAGUAUGAUAUUUACCUCUAAAUGCUAUGGUUUAAAGGACAUUUAUUGAUCCUCGAUUCAAUGCAAAUAACUGUGAACCUCUAUCGAUGUAUCAAAUUUAAAACUUUUUUGAAAUGAGUAAACUUGAAAAUGUUAGACAUUUUAUUAGCCUGAAAUCAAACAAAACUUGAGGUAUAUGUUGACACCCUAUGGUAGUCACUAAAUUUGGAAAUCCACUGAUAAGCACAAAGACAAACAAGAAGAUACAGAAUAGACUUUUGGUAAAUAAAUGGAAUUAAAGGAAAGUAUCUAAUUACAGUGUCAUAAUGGGAAAAGGCUAUACUCAUUGGUCAUCAUAAUCUUUGACAAAUCUCCAUAGAGUCUAGGACACAGGUAUAUAAAAUAGCAACUCUCUAGGUAUCAGACCAUGUUUAGUGGGUCCAGUUUCAGAUCCUGCUGUAAAGAGGAAUCCACCACUCAGGUAGGUCAUUGUUGGGCUCUGGAAUUAGAGAUUCAGAUUUGCCAAGCAUAGUAUUGUGGUCACAGCAGCCCUGACGUAUACAAUGAUCAGAAGCCAUAAAGAAAACCUGCUGCGUGGCCACUAGGUGUCACUUGCCCAUUCCUAUAGGGCUCUGUUUUCAUUAGAUUAAUUUUUCCAAGUUCCAUGGGGCCUAGGACAGGCAUUUAUGACUUCUGUGCCUAGAAUAAGUCUGCCCCUGUUUCAUAAGAAAUGCUUUUUAAGAGAAGUCUGGGAAGAUCCCUUCCACGUAAAAUAAGAAUUUUGGUUUAGAGACCUCUCCAGAUGUGGCUCCAGUAAAAGCUGACUUUAGAAAGAAUACCCAUCCAACCUAGAAUAUGCUUUCUGAACUCAUUUGGGAGUGUUUAGUGUGUGUGUCACUGCUCUUAGUGUUGAGUUUAGGUUUGUCUUUUAUACAAUUUUUAAGCUCUUUUCCAUUUCACUUGCUCUUGUCUGUAUGUUGGUAUUUUUUUAAAUUUUGUGGUAAAUAAU
Mesoplodon densirostris (Blainville's beaked whale) is the source of this 6440-nucleotide messenger RNA. It is a transcript of the gene BMAL2, whose product is annotated as basic helix-loop-helix ARNT like 2. NCBI's taxonomy places the organism in Eukaryota, Metazoa, Chordata, Mammalia, Artiodactyla, Ziphiidae. The record is from RefSeq and is a predicted model, not a curated record. The coding region runs from base 301 to 2139 and encodes 612 amino acids. Gene Ontology annotation, cellular component: nucleus; transcription regulator complex; cytoplasm. Gene Ontology annotation, molecular function: protein dimerization activity; RNA polymerase II cis-regulatory region sequence-specific DNA binding; DNA-binding transcription factor activity, RNA polymerase II-specific. Gene Ontology annotation, biological process: regulation of transcription by RNA polymerase II. The transcript has 18 exons.